UCCAAGCAGGCUGGUAGAAAUUUCAUGCAUAUGCCAGAGCAGCCAGACAAUACGGGGCAGCCUAAUGAUUCUAACACCUACCUCACUCCUGGCUUCCUAUAAAUACAAUUAAUACCUUACUUCCCUUAUCAUCUCCCAUAUCUAUCUUCCAACGUAUAUCAAACAGGUGAUCAGAAAAUGGCCGGAAAACAAUGCGUCAUGUUCUUGGUGUUGUUGUGUGCCGCGAUUGGAAGUGCUUAUGCUCAGAGUGCUACUAAUGUGAGAGCCACGUACCACUACUACAAUCCACAAAACAUCAACUGGGAUUUGCGAGCUGCAAGCGCCUACUGCUCGACAUGGGACGCCGACAAGCCCUUGGCAUGGCGCAGCAAGUACGGAUGGACUGCCUUCUGUCACCCCGCCGGUCCGAGCGGACAAGCCGCCUGUGGAAGGUGCCUGGUAGUGACUAACACCGCCACCGGAGUUAAGGCGACGGUGAGGAUCGUCGACCAGUGCGCCAACGGAGGGAUGGACUUGGAUGUGAAUGUGUUUAACCAGAUAGACACGGACGGGCGUGGGUAUCAGGCAGGACACCUGAUAGUUAGCUACAACUUUGUGAACUGUGGGAAUGGACUAAUUGCAUCAUCGUGAAUUAGUUAGGGAGCUUUUCUAUAGUAAGACAUGAAUAACUUCAUCAUAGAUCGAUGAAGGAUGGAAUAAGUUAAUCAACAAAAAGUGGUGAUAUUGCUCCUUGAA
Messenger RNA from Argentina anserina (silverweed cinquefoil), 735 nucleotides. Its product is annotated as pathogenesis-related protein PR-4-like. Gene Ontology annotation, biological process: defense response to fungus; defense response to bacterium. NCBI's taxonomy places the organism in Eukaryota, Viridiplantae, Streptophyta, Magnoliopsida, Rosales, Rosaceae. The transcript has a single exon. The coding region runs from base 178 to 630 and encodes 150 amino acids. The record is from RefSeq and is a predicted model, not a curated record. Gene Ontology annotation, molecular function: RNA nuclease activity.